This is a messenger RNA of Knipowitschia caucasica, 378 nucleotides long. Lineage: Eukaryota; Metazoa; Chordata; Actinopteri; Gobiiformes; Gobiidae. The record is from the annotation of a GenBank genome assembly.
AUGGGCGGGCCUCUGCGGAUCCAUAAACUUUUUCAAAUCGGACAAACGAAGGGCCGUCUCUUCUCGGGAGGACAGAAGCCGAACUCUGGGCUCAAGGAAAACCAAUCUCGAACUCUCCCUUUGCAGUCCGCUCCCGGGACGCAGGGGCCGCUCCCGGGACGCAGGGGCCGCUCCCGGGACGCAGGGGCCGCUCCCGGGACUCAGGACAUUGAGAGCAGGACACGCCGAGGGCCGCAGAGCUCGCACUUCCUGUGUGUGCAGCGCCAGGAGCAGAGUGUUUGUGACGCGCAGGUCCAGCCGAGCAACCGCGGCUACAGCACCUCCUCCAGCACCUCCUCCAGCACCUCCUCCAGCACCUCCUCCAGCUUUAAGUUCUGA